Sesamum indicum (sesame) is the source of this 2323-nucleotide messenger RNA. Its product is annotated as transmembrane 9 superfamily member 7. Gene Ontology annotation, cellular component: membrane. Gene Ontology annotation, biological process: protein localization to membrane. Lineage: Eukaryota; Viridiplantae; Streptophyta; Magnoliopsida; Lamiales; Pedaliaceae. The record is from RefSeq and is a predicted model, not a curated record.
ACUAAAACCCCUCUCUGAGUCUUUGCCCUCUCUCUCUCUCUCUCUCUCUCUGGUCUUUCUCUGUCAGCGGAGAAUCCGAAUCGAGACUAAUGGGUCGUUGGAUCUUGGGUCGGGGCGCGGCCAUUGCUUUCUGCUUGCUUCUCCUGUUCUCGUCCGGGCAGUCCUUCUACCUCCCCGGGGUUGCCCCUCGCGAUUUUACAAGAGGGGAUGAGCUUCAAGUCAAAGUCAACAAGCUAUCAUCUACUAAGACACAACUUCCGUAUGACUACUAUUUCUUGAAAUACUGCAAGCCACAUAAAAUCCAGAAUGUUGCAGAAAACCUCGGAGAGGUUCUUCGGGGGGACCGCAUUGAGAAUUCAGUUUAUACUUUUCGCAUGAGGGAGGAACAGUCUUGCACAGUGGCUUGUAAAGUGAGUCUUGAUGCUCAAGCUGCAAAGGAUUUUAAGGAAAAAAUUGAUGAUGAGUACAGAGUCAAUAUGAUUCUAGAUAACCUUCCAGUAGCUGUACUUAGGCAAAGGAGAGAUGGAAGUCCAUCAACCACUUAUGAGCACGGUUUUCGUGUUGGAUUCAAGGGGAAUUAUGCUGGGAGCAAAGAGGAGAAGUAUUUCAUUCAUAACCACUUAAGCUUCAGGGUUAUGUAUCAUAGAGAUCCUGAAACGGACUCUGCUCGAAUUGUUGGGUUUGAAGUUACUCCUGGCAGCAUUAACCAUGAGUACAAGGCAUGGGAUGAGAAGAACCAAAACGUGCCAACAUGCAACCAGAACACGAAAAAUUUGGUCCAAGGGAGUACUGUUCCACAAGAGGUGGACGAGGGCAAAGAGGUUAUCUUUACUUAUGAUGUUACUUUCAAGGAAAGUGAUAUUAAGUGGGCGUCAAGGUGGGACACCUACCUCCUCAUGAAUGAUGAUCAAAUUCACUGGUUCUCAAUCAUCAACUCUUUGAUGAUUGUUCUCUUCCUUUCUGGUAUGGUUGCCAUGAUAAUGAUGAGAACUCUGUACAGAGAUAUUGCAAACUAUAAUCAAUUGGAAACACAAGAUGAAGCUCAAGAAGAAACAGGAUGGAAACUUGUCCAUGGAGAUGUUUUUAGGCCGCCUUUAAACUCUGGAUUGUUGUGUGUUUACGUGGGAACUGGCGUUCAGAUUUUUGGGAUGACACUUGUGACAAUGAUUUUCGCAUUGCUAGGCUUCCUCUCUCCUUCCAACCGUGGUGGACUUAUGACAGCCAUGGUACUGUUAUGGGUUUUUAUGGGUUUGUUUGCUGGCUACUCAUCUGCUCGUCUGUACAAAAUGUUCAAGGGCACUGAGUGGAAGAGGAUUACCUUAAAAACGGCCUUCAUGUUUCCUGGGAUUCUAUUUGCAGUCUUCUUUGUGCUGAAUGCUCUCAUUUGGGGAGAAAAAUCAUCUGGAGCUAUACCCUUUGGAACAAUGUUUGCUCUUGUGUGUUUAUGGUUUGGAAUAUCAGUACCAUUAGUAUUUGUGGGUAGUUAUUUGGGUUUCAAAAAGCCUGCCAUUGAAGACCCUGUGAAGACCAAUAAGAUUCCUAGACAGGUACCUGAGCAGGCCUGGUACAUGAAACCCAUAUUCUCUAUACUAAUUGGAGGUAUUCUUCCAUUUGGGGCCGUCUUCAUUGAGUUGUUCUUCAUCUUGACUUCCAUCUGGCUGAACCAGUUCUAUUACAUCUUUGGCUUCCUCUUCAUAGUUUUUGUGAUCUUGAUAAUCACAUGUGCGGAGAUAACAAUAGUUCUCUGCUAUUUCCAGCUGUGCAGUGAAGACUAUCAUUGGUGGUGGAGAGCUUAUCUGACAGCCGGCUCCUCUGCUUUAUACCUUUUCCUGUACUCAGCUUUCUACUUCUUCACUAAGUUGGAAAUUACUAAGCUGGUUUCAGGCAUUUUGUACUUUGGGUAUAUGCUCAUUGCAUCAUAUGCUUUCUUUGUGGUGACGGGAACAAUUGGCUUCUAUGCUUGCUUCUGGUUUGUCCGCAAGAUAUAUUCCUCCGUAAAGAUCGACUGAUGCACAAAUUACAUUUAUGGGAUUCAACAAUUUCGUAGAAAUGUCCUUCAGGUGGAUGCAUCAUAGAAGUGAGGUACUGUACCUCCAGUUUGCAGGACCAGAGCUAUAAACUCUGUAAAAUUUUCACUGCCUGCUAAACUUCAUGUUCCUGUUACCAGUGUAGGUUUUGCUUGUAUUUUAACCUUUUUGCUUAUGCUCAUACCAUGUUGAAGAGUUUCUGAUAGAAGUAACGGAUCAUAACUGUCUUGAUACUUUAUGAUCGGUGCCAUUACAAUUGUAGCUUAAUAUAUUCUACUGGUCUUCCUUUGAUUUUA